Messenger RNA from Salarias fasciatus (jewelled blenny), 2535 nucleotides. RefSeq lists its product as uncharacterized. The record is from RefSeq and is a predicted model, not a curated record. Bases 129 to 1118 code for a protein of 329 amino acids. NCBI's taxonomy places the organism in Eukaryota, Metazoa, Chordata, Actinopteri, Blenniiformes, Blenniidae. The transcript is spliced from 9 exons.
CUGGCUCUGUUUUUCCUGUUUACACCACGUUAUAAAAUGUGAGACUGAAGUUGUGUUUUCUGGAAGUGGAGGCGCGGCUCAUUCAACGGCGUGAGGAAUGUGAGCUCCUGCUCCGGCAGUCCUGCGAAAUGGACGAGAUAAGUCCGUUGUUGGGCAGUCCGCCUCAGCAGGACUCAGAGCUUCCGUCUCCGAACCUGAGGCCCAGACACCAGGAGCUGAUCCCGACUCCAUGUGGCCCCAUCAAGUCGUGGUCGGAGCUGUCCUGGCCACUGAAGCUGUACUUCUGCUUCACCGUGGCGUCCCUGCUGGCGCUGCUCGGCCUCACCAUCUUCAGCAUCUACAGGCAGCACAUGGGGAAGGACGUGUUCGACGAGGACAACUUCACCGUGUCGCUCAUCCAGCUGCUCGGAAUAUUGUUCUGCAUCUACUACAUCAGCCGCGGCGUGCUGCAGGAGAACCGGCAGGAGCUGGUGGCGUUCGUGCUCACUGUGCUGGUCGUCAUGAUUCGCUCGCUGGUCAACUUCGCAGUGCAGGGGUCCCAAGGCAGACAGGAGCUGCUGUUGCAGGUCCGUUUCGCGUGCAUCAUGUGCCUGGGCGCCGUGCACGUCUUCUGCACCGUGCUGCUCAUCCGCAUCAGUCCCAACAUGAUGGCGUUCCGCGUUGGCGGAGCCCUGGAGAGCCUGCAGGAGCAGUACUUCCUGCUCAACCUCUGCUUCUCCAUGGUGACCUUUGACCUGCAGGCCCAGCUGUGUCUGUGCAUCCUCAUCACUAUACUGGACUCGGCCAUGUCUGCUGUGAACGGCAUCAUCCUGGGAUGCGGCGUGGUCUGGGCCUGUCUGACCGCCGCGGUCGGAGCCGUCGCAGUUUUGAAGGAAGCCAGGGUGUUGGUCUGGGUCUUCAUGCUGCAGAACAUUCCUCAAGUGGCCUUUUUUAUCUAUCUGAUGUUCAAGGUGAUAAAGAAUUGGAUGAGUGACACGGUGUACACCCUGGAGGCGGCCGCCGUCACCGGAGCUCUCGUUUCUCUGCUCAUCAAGGCGGUUUUGUUCUGGGGCCUCAUCCGACUGGUGCGCAGCUUCGGACAAGGCCUGAGAGAGAGGAUGUUUUCAUCCAGCAAGUGAAGCAGGAAGUUGGACGCGGCGGUGGAGUGACGGACGCGGCGGCUCUCUGACUGCAGCCUCCGAAAGCCGCUGAAGCGUUUCCGCUCGCACGACAGAACAAAACAAUGCUGGUUUUUAAACGGAAAACAUGAGAUUUUUUAUUUUUCUAUGAAAUAUAAGAAAGGUGAUUCCAGAGUGUCUAGAAGAUACUAAUAACAAAUCUGCAUUAAACUAAGCAGCCGGGAUUUAUUUCCGUAAAAGCAAACUCAAGCUUCAGCAGAGCCCAGUUUAUAAGAAGAGGCCAACUUGCACUUUAUGCGUGAAUGUAUUUAGACUCUUUUUUUUUUUUUUUUUUGUUUAACUGUACUUCACAAAAUUUUUUUUUGCCUUUGCUUGUUUCUUUUUUUACAUUGCAACUCAAAUAUCUGGACUUUCUCUGUCUUCAAACUGGCUUCUCCCUGUUUUAUUUAACCUCUGUGAGGAAGACGAGAAGUUACUGAAAGCAGCUGGUGGAUCUCUGUUAUUCAUGUUGGAGAUGUUCAGCGUGAGGAAGUUUCAAACUAAAAAUUCAAGCUUUAAACUGUCGGCCCCUAUUCGAGAUGCACUUUUCUUACAAAUUAAAUGAAACGUAAAAUAUUUCCCAGCUGUCUGAAGUUGAUGUAAAAACUGUAGCAGGAUAAAUAAAUAUGAGAUGAAAUUUGAUGAAUUAAUGUAACUUAUGUAAAAUGUAGACGGGUUGUUCCGUACGUCUUUUGUUUCCAAACAGGAACACAUUGAAUUGUGAUUAUUUUAAUUUAUCUAUGCCACAAAAAUCUUCAAGAUGCCUUACCACUUUUUUACUUUUUUAAACUGAAAAACUUGAGUUGGUACGUAAACAUCCCCUUCUCCAUAUGAUUAUGUUCACUUCGGAAAGUGAGGUCUUUGUGUUUCUGUGUUGUUUAUGAAGACUGACGUGCGUGUUUACAGGGUGUGUGUGCGCGCUCACACACCUUUCUCCUCUGGACUCAGUCGCAUCGCAGCGUCGACGGCUGCAGUGGAAACGUGCGCCGCAGGUUGUUUGUGCACGUUGUAGGUUACAAUGCUGCCAAACAGGCUCUGCUUCUUCUUCUUGACCUUUCAUCAUCAAAAAAUACAGCGUGCGCAAACAAACCUCACCGACACACUCCCGGCGGUCCAGCGGCAUGUCUGCCUGUUUCAGCAGCCGACACGUAACUAGUCCAGAUUUAGGUCACAGCUUUCAAACAUUCCUCGAAGAGCUGAAUCACAUUUUCACUGGUGUUUCUGAUACAUUUCAUAAUCUUGUUCACACCUUUCAUUUGUUCAGGAGUCGCUUUGUGAAUGAAACCACUGUAACACUGGAACAUUGACUUUCUGCUGCACUUUGAUGUUUUUUUAACAGAAGAUUGAAUUUAAUUCUGAAUAAAAUGUUAAAACCUGA